AUGGUCAUCAUCUCGCAGCUCAACUACGGUGGCAGUGGUGCAGCCUGGACGGGCCUGAAGUCCAACGACAAGUUCGCCGCAAGGAUCUCGGGCGUGCUCAUGGUCAACGAACCAGGCAGCUAUCAGUUCAAGAUGACCGCGAACGAUGCAGCCGCCGUUUACAUCUCGCAUAAGAAGUUCUUGGCACUUACCGGCUGUCGCAACAACGCCGGGACCAAGGAAGGCAAGCAGGAGCUGAAGAUGGGAAGCUGGCCGUUCGAGGUCUACUUCUACGAGAAGAGCGGCCAGGAACAGCUGACGCUGGAGUGGAAACCUCCCGGCGUCAAAAAUUGGCAGGUCGUGCCCGGGUCUGCGUUUGCUCACAUGGCCGAUUCGACGAUGUGGAUGCCCACCUCAGCCGUGGCAAAGGGCUGCAUCGGAAACACUGCCAUGGGUGGGCUGAAUCCUGGGCUUUUCACCAUGAAAGAUCUCUCGAAAGGCACCAAGAUGGACUGCCGGUUCAUCCCACUUCUCUCCAAGGAUCUGCCCGUGACGAUCAAGACCAACCGCACCUUUCAGGGAUUCUUCAGCCCCUGGAACUGUGCGGACUACCCGGGCACGGAGGGCAGUGACCAAGAGAAGUGUGAAGCCGGGAAUGAGGUAGCAACUUCUCCAUGGGUAUACCAGUACAACCACGACCGGAACACGGCCGAUAACCCCGUGUGUGGCACGAAGAGCUGUUGGUGCUGCAGGCGGCCCAAGGGGAGUUCGGUGGAUGGCUGGCCGAAUUGGUGGGAAGACCUUGAGCAGUGGGAGAUGGGUUGCCCUCCUGGCAGAGUGCUCCAGACUGUCGACUUCCUCAAUGUCUCGGGCGUGUUUCACGUCAAGUACAUUUGCGCUGCCUCCUCGGGUCUUGGGCAGUGCUAUCCCGGCUGGACGGACCAGAAGGAUGCCAAGGAGUUCAAGGAUACCGAUUUAUCGAGGGGGGUUCUCAGCCGUCUGAACAUCGUUUGUCCUGGACAUGAUCUCCUUCAAUCUGUCCACUUCGAGUUUUCCACAGGUGGCCUGUGGGCGCGCUUCAAGUACAUGUGCUGCCGAGAAGGAGGUGCCCCUGUGGUGACUUUGUCGCAUGGCCAAGACCGGCCAGCCAUCCACGGCUCCGAGGGCACAUACUGCCCUGAAAAAGCCGGCGCAUCGGGCCGGAUGGACUACGUCCAGAGGGCCUUCGGCAGGUGGCAGACCACCUCGCCCGCCAAGUUGACGUUCAGCGAGGAGACCGGGAAGUGGUGCAUCGGAGGCGGCUGCUCUGCCGAGACGGAUGCCUUGGAUCCUUCCGGCUUGAAGCUGGGUGGUUUCGAGGUCACCAUGGCGGACGACUUCGAUGGUGAUUUCAAGGCAAAAGGGGUCUCUACGCCGAGCGGUGGUCUUUUCGGCCCUGGCGACGUGCCGGAGGUCAAGCCGCCGCCUCCGCCAAGCAGGCCAAAGGCUCCGGCGAAGCCGAAGAUGGAAAAGUUUGUGGCGGAGCAGCCAAAGUACUCCGACAAAUGUGUCAACUACGGCGAUCUGUGGAAGAAGGUGCAGGAGACGACGACGAAUGAGGCGGGAGAGAAGGAGGCCAAUGCCAAUGAGCUCGAAACCGAGGAGGAGUCGGCGGCUGGCGCCCAGGACAUGCACCCAUGCGAUCUGGCCAAGACUUUCGGCGGAUUCGCGAGCACUCCAGCUGAACAGCUUAGUGUAGCACGGGUGCAAGACACGGAAUCGAUCUUCACGAAGGGCACUGGUCUCAGCAACGCGAUGCAGAACACGUUUUGCAUCGGCUUGCCGAACGUCGUUAUCGCCCCCAUGGGUGCUGGCACCGAAAUCAAAGCGGGCGAAGCCUGCAAAUCGAUCAUCUCCCUUGCGUGGGCCAAGAUCAUGAUGAAGAGGAACUUGGCCUACUUCACCUGGAAGCACGCCGUCGUGAAUCCGGAGAAGGCCCGAGAUUGCAAGCCCUUCCGGGCCACCUUCGCACGCAUGUUCUGCGACCUCCACUGCGUGCGGGAUGCUGUCAUUCGAGGCGACCGAUCGAUCCUCCGAAACCUGCAGAAAGCCACGGAUGUCACAAAUGGCAACACCGAGAAGCUCGCAGGGUGGAUUGUCAAGACUGCACAGCUGGAUGCUGGCUGGCUGGGUGAGAAGAUUGAUCACCAGUCUCUGGUGCAGGGCAUCGAGAAUAAGAAGGAGUUCACGGCGAUCAGGGAGAUGCUCGAAGGUGCGGCGCUAAGGAGCAAAGGCCUUAGGACAUCGCUUCGAGGCGGCGACAAGAAGGAGUUGUUCUUGGCCAUCAACCAGCGCACGAAGCAGAUGCAAUCCGAGAUCCUCGACUCAUGCGCGGAGAAGUUGAGGAAUACGUACCUACAGUCCUCGAUGCGCUUUUUGAGCUGUAGCACUGGGUUGUAUUGCAAGCGCUUCGUGUCGUCCGUCUCGGCCCAGCCGCAGGUCAAGCGGAGUCGAGUUAGGCAUGCCGCAGAGGCGCAAAACGGAGGGACGAGUCACAAGGGGAUUUCAGCCCCGGCCCACGAGUCCACAGGAAAAAGGGGGAAGGGGGAGGAAGGGAUGAAGAGAAGUGCGGAACCGCGGUCACUGUGUUGUGGGAAUCUGGGAUUGGGCUCUGUGGAGAAGUGUUUGCCGCUCCUCCUUACGGUCUCUGCUGUCGCCAUGCUGUGUCGUCCUGUUGUAGACUGA
Symbiodinium sp. CCMP2592 is the source of this 2703-nucleotide messenger RNA. NCBI's taxonomy places the organism in Eukaryota, Dinophyceae, Suessiales, Symbiodiniaceae. The record is from the annotation of a GenBank genome assembly.